GCGAGCCAGGCCGAGGCCGGCGGGAGGGAGGGAAGCGCUGCAGUGCGCCCAGCCCGGGAGAACUUCGGCUCCGGCGGGAAGGACUGUCUCCUCUCCUCCGGGGCACCUGAGAUGGCAGACAUCGGAUGAUCGGCCGGUCCGCUGCUGCUCGCCACCCCCCCCCCCACCCAUCCACCCACCCCCCAAAACGACGAGGCCGGGGAAGCGCAAGGGAAUCCUAAGAACAGGGGAUUGAAAGGUGGUUCCUGAGAGGGGGGGUCCCCUCCCCACCGCUAGAAGAGAUGGGCGGGCUGUGCAAACCUUAAGUGCAAGGAGGCGGCCUUUCCCUUUACACGCCAAGACACAGCCGGAGAGGCGAUGGGAGCAGCGGGCCAAAACCAGAUUGGGAGGUUUUGCUUGGCUGGCUGCUUGCUGACACUCUCCCUGGUGGUGCUGAGCCUGGCCUCCGAGAAGGUUGCCCCAAGGACACCUCGGCAGACAUCUGGGGAAGAGUCGACGGGAAGCAGGGUGCCUGGCGUUUGGGGCAGCUGGGGAUCGUGGUCCUCUUGCUCGCAGCCCUGCAGCCUGGGGGUCUUGGAACGGACCCGUAGCUGCCAGUCCCCUUAUCAGCGGGACCCCUGGGCUGGGAGGACAGACGGAGCCCCCCGACCAGCAGUCUCGCAGCAGCAGCAGCAAAGACCCCACUUCGGGGAACGGCUGCCUCGCCCGUCCAGACGCUGGUCGACUUUCCCUCUGCGCUCGGACAGGAACUCUUGGUCAGCCUCGUCCAUCUACGGCGGAAGCCCUCAUGGCUCCAUCAACCGCCAUGUCCGUCAGGAGGCCGGGGCAGCUGCGGACGGAGCCCUGCCCGCCUCCCACGCCGAAGCGCCAAGGGAUUCCAACCCCUUCUUCGAGGCCACGCGAUCUUGGGGAACUCCCCUUGGCCGUGAAGGAUUCCCGGGCCAACCGGGGCCUCAAAGGCCAUCUACAGCUGGGGGCUCCAGGACCUCUGCCCAGAAAGUAAUCCCAUUGUAUAAGCCGUCGAGACAGGGGGGCCGUGAGGGGGGCUCGAACCAGGAAGAGGAGCCUCCAAGAAGCUGGCCUGAGGGCACUCCAGAUUCCCAGGCAGCCUGGAGGUCCCGAGUUCGAGAGGCUAUCAAGCCUGGCAAAUACGGUUACGGCAGGGUGCCCUUCGCCUUGCCUCUCCACAAAGAGCCGGCCGAAGAGGGCGCCCCCCGUUUUAAGCGGCACCAUGGAGAGAAGACCAGGGAGACCCCGCCCUCCUCCACCCCCUCGUCUCUCCUUCCUGCAGCCGAAAAGGAGCACCCCAAAUCAGCCCCCACCUCAGGCGAAAAGCCACGGACCCCGGGCGGGAUUCAGCCUGGAGCAGAACAACCGGAGGGCCUGGCAGGAGCCGUCUUCCCCGAGGACCCUAGGACAGUUGUGGGGCUGAACAGCAGACCUUCUGGGGAAGGGGACUCAGCAGCCCCCAGCAGCCCUCCCCAGCAGGACCCCCCCUCCAUCCCUGCAGAGGAGGACAUCCCGGGGGUGCCCCCAAGACCCCAAAAAGACUCUCCCUCCGUGUCUCAUGCUGGAGGGAGCAGCGUGGCAGAGGAGGGGGUUUCGGCUCCUGCCGGGGGCUCCUCUUCUCAAAGGCCCUCUCCCCCUGGCAACCCCCCACCACACCCUCAAAAAGACCUGCGCCGGGGCCCUCAAGUCCCCAACGGCCACAUCUCUGCUACCCAAGACAAAGGACCUGGAAGGGGACCCAACCCAAGGGCCACACCGGGACGGCCCCCCCGACUCAGCCUAGACCCCCACCUGCCCCCCAGCCGGGCCCGUUCUCGGAACCAGAGGCAGCACCAACCUCGGAGGGGUGGCCGUGGCCCCCAACUUUCACACCACCUCUUUGUGGACCAGCCUGGGCUCCGUGGCCCUGCCGAGCCCGAUAUCUGGCUGCUCCAUCAGGGCAGCCCCGUCCCCCUGCACACUGGGGGGCAGAGACCCCAGGCAGAGACCCCCCAGUGGAACCUCUAUGCCCCCGGCACCGAGACCUUCCACUGUGAAGGGGAGAGCAGGCAGUUCAGAGCCUGCAGGCAACAGCCGUGUCCCCUGGACCGCCCGGACCCCCGAGCUGUCCAGUGCGCUGCCUACAACGACCAGGAGUUCAUGGGCCGCUUUUACCAGUGGGAGCCCUUCACGGAGGUGUGGGGCUCCCAGCGCUGUGAUCUGAACUGCCGUCCCCUUGGCUACCGUUUUUACGUCCGUCACACGGAAAAAGUGCAGGACGGCACUCCUUGCGAGGCCUCGUCCCAGGACAUCUGUGUAGCCGGGCAGUGCCUCACCCCUGGCUGUGAUGGGAUCCUGGGGUCGAAUCGCACCCUGGACAAGUGUGGGGUGUGCGGAGGGGACCAAACCACCUGCAAAUUGGUGUCGGGCAAUUACAGCGAGACCAACAUCCCCAUCGGCUACCAGCGCAUCCUGCAGAUCCCGGCGGGGGCCACCCAGAUCCAAGUCCGGGAAAUGUCCCGUAGCCCCAACUAUCUGGCCCUCCGUACCCAGAAUGGCAAAUCGAUCAUCAACGGAAACUGGGCAGUGAACCCUCCCGGGCACUACGAGGCAGCAGGCACCGUCUUCGUCUACAGUGACCAGGAGGACGGGGAGCUCCUGACGGCUGACGGACCCACCACCAAGCCCGUAGAAUUGUAUAUGAUCUUCCAGCAAGACAACCCCGGGGUGUCGUACCAGUUCUUGCUGGCUCAGCCGGUGGAUUCCCACCGCAAUGCCCGGCGGCCUCAGGAGGGGUUUGGUGUUUUGGCUGCGGUGGAGCCUCCAGCUGGCAGGGCACGCCAGCUGCUUUCGGCCCCCAGACGGAGCCCUGUUUCAGCUCAGCUGCCCCCUCCCUCUGGCUCAUGGGGCAGCCCCCGUGAGGCACCUCCCCCUCCUGCCCCAGCCAGCCAAUCGCGGAGGAGCCUGGAGACUCUGCAGCGCAGUGCCCGGGUCCCACCCCUGCCGCCUCCCCCACCCCCCGUCCGGCACCCCUCCGAACCCAGCCAGGACUUUGCCUGGAAGCGGUUCGGCAACACGGAGUGCUCCGCCUCCUGCGGGAAAGGUUUCUGGCAGUCUGUCUUCCGCUGCGUCUCUCGCGCUUCCCAGGAGGAAGUCGGGGAAGAAAAAUGCCACCAGAUCCCCAAACCGCUUGUGCAGGAAGAGAUCUGCAACACGGAACCCUGCCCGGCCUUCUGGGAUGCCGGCGAGUGGUCGGCCUGCAGCAGGUCCUGCGGGCCGGGAACCCAGCACCGCCAGGUCCUUUGCCGGCAGAUCUACGCCAACCGCACCACCAUGGUGCACCCUCAGCGCUGCGGCCACCUGGAGAAGCCGGACGCCACCCAGGAUUGCCAAGUGCACUUCUGCAGCCACUGGCAGGUCCAGUCCAACUGGAGCUCGUGCUCGGUCGUUUGUGGCACAGGCCACCGGACCCGCCACGUGCGUUGUGUCAGUAACCACGGAGAUCUCUUGAGGGACACUGACUGCCCGGACAACCACCGGCCCCAGAGCAGCGAGCCUUGCAACAUGGGCCCUUGUGUGCGGAGCUGGUUUUACAGCGACUGGAGCAACACAUGCUCAGCUGACUGCGGCACCGGCAUCCAGCGCCGUUCGGUCGUCUGUCUCUCCAGCAACGCUGACGGACAGGCGGACGAAGACUGCGCCACUCCCAAGCCAGCCGAUAUGAGGGCUUGUGACGGAGGGCCGUGCCAACGGGCGACUAGGUGGUACAAGGGCCCCUGGAGCUCGUGCUCGGUCGAAUGUGGCUACGGGACCCAGAGACGCGACAUCAUCUGUGUCAGCAAACAGGGGGUGCAGUUCAGUGUGACCGAGGCUGCAGAGUGCGCCCACUUGGAGAAGCCUCCUGCUCUCCAGCCCUGCCUCGGGACGGACUGCGAGGCCCGCUGGUUUUCUACCGCCUGGAGCACAUGCUCCAGGUCUUGCAUGGGGGGUGUCCAGACAAGAGAAGUCCAGUGUCUGACGCAGAAUAAGACCAUGAGUGCUGGCUGCCCCCUCCACCUCAAACCGGCCACCAAGCGCCCUUGCAACAGCCAGCCCUGUCUUCCCUCGCUUGAUGUGACCUGCCGGGACAAGUACCCCAACUGUGCGGUGAUCGUGCAAGCUCGGCUGUGCGUGUAUUCGUAUUACAAAGCUGCCUGUUGCGUUUCCUGCUCACACGCCUUGGAGAGGCGUCACGUGGAGGGCCCCAGCCGAUAGCAUCGGUGGAUUCAGGCCAAGGAGGUCUGCCUCCUGCCCCCUUGCUCGAAUGGGGGGGGGACACAGGACGAAGAAGGGGCUGGGAAGGGAGCCCCAAGCCUGGGAAAGUGUUGCUUCGCCCCAGAAGGACUCAAACCCCAGAUCACGGCUGACUUACCAGCAUGUCUCCUCAUAAGGAAGCCAGUCUUUUUGGGGGCAUAAGCUCAGCCCCACAGCAGCAGCCAAGCUUUCGCACUGGGUCCUCUCCAGCAGCAGGUGCACAGCAAUGGAGCACGGAUUGGCUUAUAGACCUUGGAAUUCCUUCCCGGCUGUGGCACAUGGAGCUUCAGAGGACUGGAAGCUUCGGGAACCCCUCUCCAACCCUUCCUUCUCCCUGGGAAGGAGUGCCCGCCCGUGGCAUGGGCUCCCACACGCAGGGAGACCCCGUGAGGCCAAUACCGGAUGUCUGUUAUAUUCUUGCUGCUGGUUUUUCCUCCUGGAACACGCCAAAGUUCUUUUUAACAAAGAUGCAGGAAAAAUAGAACAAGAAAACAAACCAAGAAAGGAUCUGAUUGAGGGUCCAUCCCAGGAACCGUUUCCUGAAUUUACAAAAUUUAGUCUCUGGGAUGAAACAUCUGCAGCUCCAGAUGAAGAAACUCUCAGUGGGUUUCGCCACAGCCUCCCCUUCCCACAACAGCGUAAAAAGGCGAAAAAGA
This is a messenger RNA of Ahaetulla prasina, 4937 nucleotides long. It is a transcript of the gene ADAMTSL4, whose product is annotated as ADAMTS like 4. Gene Ontology annotation, molecular function: metalloendopeptidase activity. Gene Ontology annotation, cellular component: extracellular matrix. The record is from RefSeq and is a predicted model, not a curated record. Lineage: Eukaryota; Metazoa; Chordata; Lepidosauria; Squamata; Colubridae. Gene Ontology annotation, biological process: extracellular matrix organization. The transcript has 19 exons. The coding region runs from base 358 to 4242 and encodes 1294 amino acids.